Cicer arietinum (chickpea) is the source of this 1234-nucleotide messenger RNA. RefSeq names its product microtubule-associated protein RP/EB family member 1C. The record is from RefSeq and is a predicted model, not a curated record. NCBI's taxonomy places the organism in Eukaryota, Viridiplantae, Streptophyta, Magnoliopsida, Fabales, Fabaceae. Gene Ontology annotation, molecular function: microtubule binding.
UUUUAUUAGAGAGAGAGCCGUUAGAGAAAAAGAAUAAGAAGAAAAAGAAAAGCACAGAACGUUAAGAGAAGAAGAAGAAAAAAUGGCGACAAACAUUGGAAUUAUGGACGCUGCAUACUUCGUUGGUAGAUCUGAGAUACUCGCUUGGAUCAAUUCAACUCUUCAACUCAAUCUCUCCAAAGUCGAAGAGGCAUGUUCAGGUGCUGUUCACUGCCAGCUUCUUGAUGCCGCUCAUCCUGGAAUCGUGCCGAUGCAUAAGGUUAAUUUCGAUGCUAAGAAUGAGUAUGAAAUGAUUCAGAACUAUAAGGUGCUUCAAGAUGUAUUCAAUAAACUGAAAAUCACAAAGCACAUUGAGGUGAACAAGCUAGUGAAAGGAAGACCACUGGAUAAUCUAGAGUUCAUGCAAUGGAUGAAAAGAUACUGUGAUUCCGUUAAUUCCGGACAGCACAAUUAUAAUCCUUUGGAGAGGAGAGAGGUAUGCAAAGGAGGAAGGGAAGUGAGUAAAAAAUCUGCACACUCUCAACCCUCAAACAAGGGUGGUUCUACUGCACAGAGGCCUCCAUCUUCCCAUGCUCGAAGGAAUGAUGUUUCGUCUACUGGAAACCCUGCAAAUCAAGCUGCAAAAGUAACAAGGCCUUCACCUGCUGCUGCUGCUGCACCUGCAUAUGAUGAACAGAUAACAGGAUUGAAGUUAUCUAUUGAUAGCCUUGAGAAGGAAAGAGAUUUCUACUUUGCAAAACUUAGAGACAUUGAAAUACUCUGUCAGACUCCUGGGAUAGAGCAUUCACCGGUUUUUGCAGCAAUACAGAAGAUAUUGUAUGCUACAGAUGACAAUGGAAAUGAGUUGGCUGAAGCACAGGCUAUGAUUUCUGGUUGUUUGCAGGAGCCAGAGCCAUUGAGCCCUAUUGCUGAGGUUUCUGAGGAGAAGAGCAGCUCUGAAACUCACAAGAGAAAGAUUAUUACCAAUCCUGAGUUUGAUGCUGCUGGCAGCGCUAAUUUGUCUCCUAGACAAAGGCUUUCUGAUGUUUCGGACGUUCACCAUAGCGGGUCACCUCUCAUGACUUGUUAAAGAAGGAAAAUUAGAGGAGUACUGUUUUGGUUACUGUAAUUUCUGAUUAUGUGUUGAGUGACAAUAAUUGUGACAAUUAUAUGUGGGUUCUAGUCUUUUAUGUCAUGAAUAUGGUAUAUGGUAUAUGUUGAUCCAGAAAUAUAGCUAUGAUUAUGCUUGGACUUA